CAGCAACCCAUGAAAAUUCUACCUUUCACUUUGUCAAGGCCAAAUGUAUUGUACAACUUUUUAGCUUCGCACCUCAAAUUUUAGUACGGUAGUAAAUAAGUGUAAACUGUUAUGGAACCAUAUCCAAACGGGUUUUUAAGUUUCACGAUUGAAAAUCAUCUUGCAUCCCAGGACGUCCCAAUGGAGGACGGACUGCGCCAGGGCGCGGAGUGCUGGAAUGCAUUAAGUUCGCGAGAAAAGCGCCAUUGUCGAUCGAAAUACCAGAACCGAUACCUCACCAAAAGCUCCACUACGCGUCAUCGACGUCAUACGGAGGAACUCAAAUGUGCAGGGAGGUGCCGUAGGACCAUAGUUCCGAAAUGUUCCCGGAAGCCGCCGUCCUGCAAAGCAAGAAGACCCAUGAGGUGUCCCCGGAAAUGCAGCUCCAUGCGAUCGGCGCGCAAAUGCAUGCUGAUAAAGUCACCAGAAGGCUACUAUUAUGCCUUAAGUACAACAUGA
Molecule: messenger RNA, 498 nt
Organism: Drosophila erecta
Lineage: Eukaryota; Metazoa; Arthropoda; Insecta; Diptera; Drosophilidae
Exons: 3
Coding region: 112-498 (128 amino acids)
Source: RefSeq, a predicted model, not a curated record